AAAUAAACGUAAGGGACCAAAUUGAUACUUUUUAAACGUAAAGGACCAAAUUGAAACCUAAAAUAAACGUAAGAGACCAAAUAUAUAGUUAAGCCUUUAUAUAAUACUCACAUAUGUCAAUUAUAUAUCACUUUUCCUAAUUAUUCCAAAAAAAACAUAUCACUUUCCUAUUUACUUGCCAAGCUAGUUUGUCAUGGACCACACUAUAGCUAGCUUCCCACUUGCAUCCAUCUUCAAAGAUUUAAAUUAAUAUAUGACACCCUUUAAUUAUCAACUAAACAAAGAGAAAAAUUCAAAUUAGCAAGAAAAGUGUAGACCCAUGUUUUGUGUGUUAUUGAUCAAUAUCAUCUCCACUAGGACAAAGUUCCUAUAUUCAAAUAUAAUCAAUAUGCAUCAUCUUUUACGUCACAUGAAAAGCCUUCCUCUCCUCUUCCCUAGAAUGAUCUCCUUCCAAUUUCUAUAUAAUCUCUUCUGUUGCAAAGCAUGCAGAAAAAAAGCACUUCUAGCCUCUCACCACUCUUUUGAAUCAUUCAACAUUUAUAUACAGAAUAUCAAUUAUAUAUGUGCCAUUUUUAUAUGACAUGUGGCCUACAUUAGUUGCUAAUAAGAUACUAAAGAAGAGAUUAGGAAGCACUAAUUUUAUAGCAGAUUAUCCUAGUUAUGAUGAACCUUUGUUGGGUUUUGAAGACAUUGAUCAUAGUCUUGAAACGAUUCCUAAUCAUCACAAGGAAAACCACAAAUACAAGAUUUUUGUUAGUACAUGGAACAUAGGUGGAAUUGCACCAGAAGAAGAUCUAAAUAUUGAUGAUUUGUUGGAGACAAACAAUAACUUAUGUGACAUCUAUGUACUUGGGUUUCAAGAAAUAGUACCCCUAAAAGCUUCAAAUGUAUUAGGAUCAGAAAACAAUGAGAUUUCCAAGAAAUGGAAUUCAAUAAUCAGAAAAGCUUUGAACAAGGAUGAGAAAGAUAAAGUUCAUAGUGAAUCCUCACAUGAUGAUUUCCAAUGUAUAAUUAGCAAGCAAAUGGUUGGAAUAUUCAUAUCUGUGUGGAUAAGAAGAGAUAUUCGUCCAUUCAUUCAACAUCCAAAUGUAUCAUGCAUAGGUUGUGGCAUAUUGGGAUGUUUAGGAAACAAGGGGUCUGUAUCAGUGAGAUUUCAAUUGCAUGAAACAAGCUUUUGCUUUGUGUGUAGUCAUCUAGCUUCUGGAGGCAAAGAAGGGGAUGAGAAGUGUAGAAAUUCAAAUGUUGCUGAAAUUUUUUCUAGGACUAGCUUUCCUAGAGGUCCUUUGUUUAAUUUGCCAAGAACUAUUCUAGAUCAUGAUCAUGUAGUAUUGCUUGGAGAUUUAAAUUAUAGGAUUUCUCUACCAGAAGAAACGACACGGUUACUUGUUGAGAAAAGGGAGUGGGAUUCCUUAUUAGAAAAUGAUCAGCUAAUGAUGGAGCUAAUGAAUGGGAACAAUUUAAGAGGAUGGCAUGAAGGACCAAUCAAAUUUGCACCUACCUACAAAUAUUGUCCAAAUUCAGACAUGUACUAUGGAUGCUGUUGUCAUGGAAAAAAGAUUGAAAAGAGGCGAGCACCGGCAUGGUGUGAUCGAAUAGUAUGGUAUGGAAAGGGUUUGAAGCAACUUGAGUACACAAGGAGUGAAUCAAGACUAUCAGAUCAUAGGCCUGUUAAGGCAAUUUUUACUGCAGUAAUAAAGGUUUCAUCAGAAUUCAAAAGCAUACAAAGAUUAUCUCUAUCAGAAAGAUUUGAGCAAAUUAAAACUCCUUUUGAAGUUUCUACUACUGAUGAAAUUAUAUGUAGAAAACAAUCAAGUUUCCAUUUGUAAAUUAACCAUAUAUAUAAAUUAAUGUGUAUAAACAUAAAAAGGGAAUUAGAAUUUGAGUGGAAGGAAAGUGGGAAAGUUGUUGCAGAGAACAUAAAAGUUUUUGUUGCUGAGGAGUAUACAGUAAAGUUGGUUGAUGUUGAAUUAUGUAUAAUUCAUGUUAUUAUAAUGUGAAAGAUGUUGCAACUUGAAA
Molecule: messenger RNA, 2016 nt
Organism: Trifolium pratense (red clover)
Lineage: Eukaryota; Viridiplantae; Streptophyta; Magnoliopsida; Fabales; Fabaceae
Product: type IV inositol polyphosphate 5-phosphatase 9-like
Exons: 7
Coding region: 582-1826 (414 amino acids)
Biological process (GO): phosphatidylinositol dephosphorylation
Molecular function (GO): phosphatidylinositol-4,5-bisphosphate 5-phosphatase activity; inositol-polyphosphate 5-phosphatase activity; phosphatidylinositol-3,4,5-trisphosphate 5-phosphatase activity
Source: RefSeq, a predicted model, not a curated record